Messenger RNA from Suillus subaureus, 312 nucleotides. RefSeq lists its product as uncharacterized. The coding region runs from base 47 to 214 and encodes 55 amino acids. The transcript has a single exon. NCBI's taxonomy places the organism in Eukaryota, Fungi, Basidiomycota, Agaricomycetes, Boletales, Suillaceae. The record is from RefSeq and is a predicted model, not a curated record.
GCUUAACAUUCCCUUGCAUGGCUUGGUAACCGAUUCACUGUGACGUAUGUAUCAAUUAGGACUGAUAAGGAAUGCUCGCCGCAUCCACGAUGGCCCGAUCGUGCAACACCUUAGUUUUGAUUUGGACUUCGAUGAUUGGCAGGAUCGUGAAUGGAAUGUAUGGGUUCAUCAGUGGGUUGGAUUGUGCUACAGCAUGCUACGGAGCGCUCUGUAACGCUCUGUAGCAAAUUGCGUUUUCCUGAUGUUAUGCAUAAUAGAUUCAAGCCGUUUGAUUUCUAUCUACCCCACAUCCAAAAGGCGAGUAGAAGAACG